AUAUAUUUGUUGUUCGUGUUCUGACUCGCUUCUGACAUCCUGAAGCCUCAAAGCGACAUCCGAUUAUUUUUUAAUCAGGCUUCACCCGCUGCACUUAAGUCCUUCUUGGAUCCACACAUUGUCAAAAAUACUUGAAAAUGAAUUGGACUGUCAUCAUUCAGAGUUUAGAAACACUAAUAAAAUACAGUAAAUAGAUGCUACAAUCUAGGAGCACUAAUCUAUUCAUUUUAUUGUGAUAUAAUUACUUUUUUAAGCCUCCUUGAAUGUAUCCUCACUUCAGUCUUUAUCUGUAAUCACCCAGAUGAACGCACUUACACAUCACUAUCACUGUCGCUGUACAAUCUAUAUUGGGAUUGAAAGACUUUGUCCAAAUGGGAAAAUGAUUUCUAUCAGCACACUGAUGACAAUCAUCCUGGUAGACAAUGAGAUAUCAGAUAUGCAUCGUUGUCAUAUGGAACUGACAAUGAUGGAAACGGUUCAGCCUUUUGGCCACUUGAAUGUGAUAAAUGAAUGGGAUGCAUGUGAUGGGGGGGGGUACUACUCUCCGUUAUUCAUGAUGGAAAAUGUUUUGGGGAUUUUCUUUGAUACGAGUUCCUUCAGAAGAAAGGACCAUUUCAUUUCAGCGUUCUUUGUGUCCAGCUGGGUCCCAGCCCAGCUCUUUAUUCUGGAGAGAUGGCUGACCUACAUUCUGCAAUGCUUUCCACUGCACUCUUGUAAGGAAACGAAUGCAAAACUUCAAUCAGAGUAUUACUUAAAAGAACAAUAUGGCAUACUUUGGUUGUGCAUACAAUGACACAGUCUAGUGAAUAAAACAUAUGCAGCUCCGUCCAUAGGUAACAAUAACACACCUUUUAAACCGGCCAGUUAGGAGGAUGACAGGUUGUUUUCGGCAGCGCGUGUGUGACUGCUCGCUCGGCGCGUGGCUCCAGCGACUGUGGUUCCAGAGAGCGCUCGCGCUGUCCAAAGUCAGUUUACCCAGAACGACAAUCAAAGAGACAUCCGGUCAUUUACUUUCAAAAUAACAAUAAAAUACGAUUGAUACUGCGAUCUUUACAAAUGUUCCACUGCUCCCUGUAGACUCAAAAAGCAUAUAACAGGGAAUUAAACGUAAUGUUAAAUAAAAGUAUAGGCACAUUGUGAAAGAGGACUAAAUCAUUACACUCUAUGGUCUUUAAUUAGCACAAGAUGAAACAGUGAUGCUGCAGGGGGCUUUUAGCAGUUAAUGAUAUUAUGAUAUUAUCAUAUAUAAAAGGCCUAUACAAGCAGCUGUGAUGUGUCAGUUGUGUUUCUAAUAAAAUAAAAAUAAAAAUGUAGAUUAGAUGAAAAUCGACCACUUGAUGGCAGCAGCAAGUAGCAAAAAGACAGACGAUAAAAGAAGAAAUGAAGGCUGUGGAAGUGAACACAGUAAAUGGUCUAAAGGUAUAAAAGGUUGUAUUGUGUCUGUGAAGUGACUCACUGAUGCAGCCUAUAAGAUCUAUUUGACCAACACAGAUGCUGUCCAGCCUGCACUUUGAAAGCCAACCCGCCCUCUUUCCGGUGAUGCUCUGGGUAACUCUCGCUAGUUCCACGCAGCUGGAGCAGCUCGCGGCUGCACGCGCGCCUCGCGCUCCUGUCAGUGAAAUACAAACGGACGUUUUCGGAGGAGAGGCGAGAAUCGCUUUCUGAGGCAUUGUCCUCAUUUUUCUCCUGUUUUUUUUGUCUGUCUCGCCCGUUGACCAUGGGGACAGAAACGGACAAACGGGGUCCGGUAAAAUCGGUUGGAGGAGCCGUUCAGUGACAGCUGCUGUUAUCUGACUGACAGACAGACCGGUGGAACGUGACGGACAGGUAAACCGCUGUAGGUUUCAAGAAAUCAACGGCCCGGGGAAUAAUGAUGACAGAAAAUAUGCUGUAACGUGCAGUGGCGUGCUCAUUUUGGACUUUACCGCGUUGUGGCUGAAGCAUGGGGCCGUUAUAGCCGGUAAAGCGGAGACCGGAGGUUUGCGUCUGUGCUCCGCUCCGUGGACACAACUGAGGAGACUGGAGACACGGACGGAGACGGGGCGGUUUUUGUUUCGGCGGAGACAUGGCAGCGGCCAUCGCCAGCGGUUUGAUCCGGCAGAAGCGACAGGCGAGAGAGCAACAUGUCCACCGACCGACCCCUCACCGGCGGCGGAAGAGCCCCGGUAAGAAGCAGGGGCUGUGCAACGGGAACCUGGUCGACAUCUUCUCCAAAGUCCGGAUAUUUGGCCUGAAGAAGAGGAGGCUACGGAGACAAGAACCACAGCUGAAGGGCAUAGUGACCAGGUUGUUCUGCAGGCAGGGCUUCUAUCUCCAGAUGGGCCAGGAUGGAAGCAUGGACGGGACCAAAGACGACAGCACCAACUCCUCUCUGUUUAACUUAAUUCCUGUGGGUCUGAGAGUCGUGGCCAUCCAAUCGGUCAAGACUGGCCUCUACAUCGCCAUGAAUGGAGAGGGUCACCUCUACUCAUCGGAACUGUUCACAGCGGAGUGUAAGUUUAAGGAGUCGGUGUUUGAGAACUACUAUGUGAUCUACAGCUCGAUGCUCUACAGACAGAAGGAGUCGGGCCGGGCCUGGUUUCUGGGCCUCAAUAAAGAGGGACAAGCCAUGAAGGGAAACAGGGUCAAAAAGACCAAACCAGCCGCACACUUCCUGCCUAAACCUAUAGAAGUUGCGAUGUACCGAGAGCCUUCGUUGCACGACGUAGGGGAGGCGGUGCCUAAACUCGCCGGGGGCCCGCCUUCCAAAAGCACAACCAGCGAACCUGUGGUCAUGAAUGGCGGCAAACCAGUCAACAAACCCGACAAGGAGGCGACAUAACCUUGCCCUCCCCCUCCCUCCCUUUUUACCCUUCCCUAGCCAACCAGAGGCCAGGAAAAGCCAGAGACUCGCCCCACUGCUGCGCGCUCAAAAACAAACUAAACUGCAACAAAAGGUAACCAAACAAACAGCAGCUCAAGUUCUGACUGGUCAGCAGUGGGGCCGCAGGUCCCGCCUCGCCUCUCUCCCUGUUGGACGGAUCUGGUGUUGUGGGGCGGAGCCAGAAGGACAGAGCGCUGCGGCUGGUGGCGGGGUGGGGGGGGGAAGAGGAGGACGAAGACCGUAAAGUCAAGCCGAUGCCAGUCAGAUAUUUUGGAACUGGGACAGCAUGCCCUCAAAUGGAAGACAAAAUGACUUCUUAAAAAUAUUAACAAAACAAACAAAAAAUGUCGUCCUCACCGGUUUUUUUCUGUGACAAUCUUUAAGAAUUAGGGCCCCGUUUGUCCUCUCCUGAUAGUACCGUUUUCUGUUGCCAGGUACGCUUGCCUGCUGGUGGCUACACACACACACACACACAUGCAGACAGCUCCCGUCCGACAUCGACCAGUCGGAUUCGAUCUUUGAGUAAAUAAUGAACAGAUUAAAAAACAAACAUCAGGCAAAGAGAACGCUUUAAAUACCAAACACCGAUGAUUCAGCGGCUGCUUAGUCAUCGAUCAAUUAAGACGUGGCACAGGACAUUCUGUACUAAGCUUACAAUGAAAUGUACUUGAAAGCGGCCCUGUGCAUUACAUGCAGUGCAAACCCAUCGUACGGCCUGUCUGUAAUUGUAAUCACAUACUAUAUAGCUGUUUGACACUACAUAGCUUAAAGCAUGUUUGUCUUUUCAGUUUGUGUACAUCUAGCUAUGGUUUAUUAUUCUGCACACACAGAGCACUCGUGACUAUCGAGCUGCAUCGUUGUACACAAGACAAGUUGUUUUCUCGUUCCCUUUACGAAGCGCUAUGAUUUCCACAUCGCUGACACAAGUGUAGCUCAGGAGACGAGAUCAAAUGACGUGUCAAGUGAAGACUUUUGCUUUCCAGUUGCUCAAAUGAGUGUGUAGCUUUCUUUGUAGCAACACAGAGUACACGGGAGUCAUGCUGGUGUCCGAGCAGCAUGGUAGCAGUCGGUGUUUACAUGGAGUAGCAGAUAUUGUAGAGGGUGAAACCCCAAGAACGGUCAGGCGGCCUAAUACAGUAGUAGUACCUUUUCUUUCUGUUGCCUUCCCAAGUACUUGAAGUUAAAGGUAGUAAUGAGGGUAAUAAUGAACAGGGUAAAUGAUAACUAUAGCUGUCAAAGAUGAUGUUAAGUAUUUAAAAUGAAUAUCAAUGUUGUAUAAAGUAGCGUAAAGUAAAGUACAAGUACCUCAACAUUGUACUGAAGCACAGUUCUUGAGUCAAUAUACAAGAUGUGGUUACUUUCCACUGCUAGACGCAGGAUCCAAGUGGAUUAGAGCAGAUCUGAUCGCAUGCAUAUUUACUGCAGAAUAAAACGGAGAGUGUGAGAAUUAGAUGAUUCAAUUAGCCUCCACAGUGGCCUAUAAAAGCAGCUGAAGGUUACUAAGAAAGGGUUAGAAAUGUGGUGAGAACAAACCGCACACAUUGAAUGCAGUGUCAAAUCAAAGUACUGAAAUAUGGCUUUUGGGUGAGACAUAGAAAACUACAUGGCGGAAAAUCAAAAGCUUUGAAAUUAAAUGAAACCAAAUAGAUUCCCAUGCUUUGCCCUCUCACUGUGACAGUCAACAUGGCACCAAUCUGUUCUGGACCUGAAUCCUGUUCAGCACCCGGGCUUUCUGUUUGUUCCUCUUUCUUAUCAGACAGCAAGACUAGACGCCAAUUAACUCCUCAGAAAGUUACACCAGUAGUCCGUCACAUUACUGAGGAGACAUUAAUACUGUGAUCCCACGCUUCACAUUAGUGUCUAAGACAAGGAGGCAGACACAAAUGACUUGAGUAAGGAACAGAAAACUGCACAUCCCUCUUGCUUUGGAUCCCAAUUUUAGGCAAAGUAGCCACUUUGCAUUUAAAUCAGAUCCUUGAAACGCUGUCAUAUUUGCUGAAGAUGAGUGACCUCCACUGACAUUCCCACAGCUACAACGAACAAAGCAUCCACCCGAGAAAAAAACCAAAAAAAACCAAGGCUGCAUGAUUAAUCCUCGCAAGCCGCCUCGCCAACAGGUGUGUGUGUCUGUGUAGGUGAAACAGUCCAGCGUGUUUCAUGUUGUCGCGCUGCGGUGUACUGUACAAAGGAUACACGGCGCUACGGAAGAGACAGUGAAAAUACAAGACAGCUCACAGUGAUUAUAAUUGGCAUUUCUCAGAUUUGCUGCUCACACAUUUUUCUCUCCUCUGAGCUCAUUAGCUGCCAUGUGGCCAGCCAGCUCACAAUAUAGUUUCAUGGGCCCGUCUUUAAUACUGUUUUGAAAGACAAAUAUUUGAGAUUUCUGAUUACAAAAAAAAUGCAAUUCAUUAAAGCCAGAAUGUAAUAAAAUAUAUGUGAAAAAAAGAGCGAUGAGAGUUUAGCAUUUUAAGUUUCUGUGUAAUCUCGACGCUAAAAAAAACCUGCAAGUGCACGUGAAAUGUAUUGCUGCUGUUGGAACAUCAGAAAGUGUUUUUUUUUUGGAUGGUACUGUAGAUUCUCGCUAUGUGAGUGCCUCUCAUCCCCAGCCAAGCUCAAGAUGCAAGAUCCAGGGCGGCUGCAGAUUUAUGCUGAAUGCUCAGCCUUCCUGGGUCCCAGCAUGGGUUUAACCAAGAUUUCCAAAACUCUCAAAGUGGCUUGAUUUAAGCUCUGUCCUGUCUAAUUUUACUUGAAGAGCAUAGUGGGGUGAUGGUGAUGAGGUGUUGUGCUUGUCUCACGUCAAACAAAUGUGGAUGUAACAUAAUAUUGUCGUGUCACACUCGGGGUUACUAGAAUAACGGUAAAAAAAAGAAGAAGAAAAACCCUGACAAUCUGGUCUGUAAACCUUUUUUAUUUUAUAAUGUAUCCUGUGUUGUCUCAGCUGCCUGUGUCUAAGAAGCCACUUCAACUACACAUCGCGUACAAUGUUUUUGUGCUCGUUAGGAGAUGUUGCCGAGACAAGACUCCGGGACAGCGACCGCUAUUCACUGAAUGAUUAUCAAGCAGCUAAUUUGUCUACAGCGCUGGCAGAGAGAAAAGAUCGACCGACUCUUCCUCUGUUCAGAGAGGCCCGGCUUGUUAGGCUAGAAGUAGGGUUCACGUCCUGUGAAAGCAGCCAUUGAAGAUCUGUGGCACAUGCUCGAGAAUUAAUGAUGGUUGAGGACAGAGAGAGAAGAAGCGACUUGUUUCCUGGCUACUGAGCAAAGACACUGCUGCAAUAGUGUUUCCAGGCUGGUAAUCACAGCUCCUGGUUCAAACAACGGAGGCGCAAUUCCUGUCGUCGUCUCCCGAGAGACUUCUCUCCACUAUGGUGGUUAGCCAGGUACCGAGACUACAAUUAUGAGAUAUCUAACAGCGGGCUCUGCCCAGGAAGAGAGCAGCGGAUUUAAUUAGAAGUGAGCAAUGGCGACAACCUUGGGUCACUUUUAAUUUCCACAUACAAGCACCACUCGUGUUCUGGUCUUAAUUUGUCCUGUAGCUGGAGGCUCACAAUGAACAGAACGCAUUAAGAGCACAGCAGAGGCUUUUUGUGACCUGACCACUGCAGUACAGGUGCACUUUAGAGACACUGGAACAUGGAAUGGUUCAUUAGCACUGUUGGUUAGCCGCUCUCCCUCAGGUUUUCUUUGCUGUUUCUUAUUUUUAUUUUUUUCCAUUCCACUUUAUUCCUCUGAGAAAAGACUGCCUUAUUACAUUUGAUUCUGAAAAGAGACGGUUAACGCACUCUCUUUCCAGCUUUUAUUUUCCCUGAACACACACACACACACACACACACACACACACACACACACUUCAUCCUACUUUACGUUUCAAUUAUCCUUUGAUCCCCAAUCUUCUGUUCACUGUAACUAUGCUAGCUUUCGCUCUCUGCUCGUUUUGUAAUCAUGCAGGCGGAGAACUUAUUCCCACCUCCUCUUUUCUCCUCCGCCUCUCUCCGGUUUGGACUGUUUCCCACCUGUUGCAUGUUUUUCUUUAAAAGAGGAAAGACGACUGGGGCUGAUGCAUGUGGUAAUUUAGGAAAUAUGUUAUCAUAAACAAAAACAUUUACAGCGUAGCACCAGUAAAACUCUGCUUCUGGCUCAUUUCUGCCAUCGGUUUGCACCGGUUGAUAUUUGUGUCAUUAAUGCAUUCAAAUGGCAUUCCUUUGUUCCCCUGUGGCAUCACAUGCAACGAACAGGGACAUAUUGUUUUUGAAGCAUAAUCCAUCAUUGCGAUAAUGGAGCAAAGGACGAAUGAAUCAAAAUUACUUCAUAUCACUAACACAGUUACACUAAUGCAUGACUUGCGUGGGAUAUUUUCAGCAGAGCAUCAAUAUUUAAUUCUGCCUGAGAGCAGGAAAAUUAUAACACAAAAAAAAACAGGAAGAAGGAAUUUUUUUGAUAUCCUUUGCUGCUUCUUUUAACAAUGAUGGAUUGAGCUCAGGAAGUGAUUUUUGGUACUUAUAGAUUUGGAAAUAGUUGGUGGUAACAAGCCCUGAUCCAGGACCAUCAUACUACAUUCAGUAUACCGGACUCGAACCUACAAACACACAAGGUGGUAGAUCUCCAUGUGACUUUUAAGCUGCGCAAAAUAGAUGUUACAUAAAAACACGCAAAUUAAUUUCCAUUAAAGUCCAAAGAAAGAUGGUGCAGGGCUUGAGUGUAGCUUGGUGCUGCCUCCUGUGGUCUCACUCCAGGAACUAAUCCAGCACCAUUUCUGAUUCGACCUGGUUUUUAUUGACUUCAAUGAAAGAAAUCAUGACCUGGUCUUGUAGUUUUUACCUACCUCCAGUAAAUUUGUAUUUUCAAAAAUGAUUCCUUGAAACCAAUUUGAGGAGCAGCUGUGCAACAAUUAUUUUUAAAUCCUUGAUAUGUAGUGUCGCGGUCCUGGAACGGGGCUAAUGGAAGCUAGUGCACACAUGUAAUUACAUGCUCAGUGACACUGUGAUGAGUCGCAGAGCAGACAACACAUUGAAUGAAGUCAGAGAUUUACAACAACCUGCCGUGUCUUUCUAAUGCAAACCAUGCUAGCGAUGAGUCAAAAGCAACAUGUCACUGGUGCUAACCUUAAAGGAGAUUACUCUGUCUGUCAGUAAAUGUACAGUUACCUUUACAUACAUAUUAUGCAAACAGUUUGUCUGCACUGUACAGUUUGUGUCCAAUCCAUUGUAUAAACACAGAAAAUGAUAUUGAAUAAAGGAUUUAUAGAAAGGAA
Molecule: messenger RNA, 8113 nt
Organism: Anarrhichthys ocellatus (wolf-eel)
Lineage: Eukaryota; Metazoa; Chordata; Actinopteri; Perciformes; Anarhichadidae
Product: fibroblast growth factor 14-like
Exons: 5
Coding region: 2066-2821 (251 amino acids)
Molecular function (GO): growth factor activity
Source: RefSeq, a predicted model, not a curated record